CAUCGUUCGAGGUCUCCAUUUCAACAUUCUCCAUCUCCAAAAAAAAGAAAAAAACAUUCACCAACUUUAUUCCCUUCACUAAUUGUCGUUUUGUCGCAUGAACUGCUUUCUUUUUCUUCUUGUUUAGACAAGGUGAUAUUCCAAUUUAUUUGGAAUGGCCUCAUAGAUAAUCAUGGCAUUCUUUGUCGGCGGCGAGCCAGGCCUUCAACGUCUCUUUAUUCCUGGAGUUUGCCUUCUCAUCGCAUUCUUGGCCUACACAUCGCAAUGGCUGUUCGCUAAUUCACCAGACUUGAGCCCCGGUCCCCUCACCACCGCCGAGAAGUACACUUUCAACACCCUCCUCGGCUGUCUUUGGUACACGUACUACAAGGCUUGCACCGUCGAUCCCGGCCGAUAUGUCUACCCGCCGAGUCUCAAGAAGAAGUACAAGCAAGAUGCCGAAGAGGGCUAUCUAGGAAGAGGAGGUCCAACAACACGCUGGUGUAAGAAGUGUAUAGCGCCUAAGCCUCCCCGCGCCCACCAUUGCAAAACCUGUCGCCGCUGUAUUCCCAAGAUGGACCACCAUUGUCCUUGGACCGGCAAUUGCGUCUCGCUACAAACCUUUCCCCAUUUCAUGCGCUUUCUCUUGUACACCAACCUUUCGCUUUGGAUGCUCCUCUACCUCCAGUCGAUGCGUUUCAUCGCCCUCUACGAGUCCCGUCACCUUCCCGCAUACCUCGGCCCGACACUCACGCAACUUGCAAUGUUGACCGUCCUUACCUUGGUAGCCGGCAUGACAAGCCUCGCCCUGGGUAUCCUACUCCUCACAACCCUCAAAGGCCUAAUCUUCAAUACCACCACAAUUGAGAGUUGGGAGAUCGAGCGCCACGAAUCAGCCCUAGAGCGACGCUACGCCUCCUCAUCCGACGGCUCGACCGACUCCUGGUGGCUAUCCAACGAGCGCGCGCCCGGCGGUGACAUCUCCGCCCCACACCUCGCCCUCGAGCCCGUCGAGUUCCCCUACGACAUCGGCAUAUUCACGAACAUCGCCGCCGGAAUGGGCACCCGCAACUUCCUCCUCUGGGCCUUCCCCUUCGCCGGAAACCCCACCGUCGCCCCCCACAACGGCGAGGGCGGCGGGAUGGAGGGAACAGGCUGGGCGUACGAGGAAAACUGCCUCAACGAUCGCGAGGGCAUGUGGCCGCCUGUCGAUCCGGAAAAGAUCCGUAACGAGCGCAUGUGGCGUGCGCGCGCACGCGAUGCCGAUGGCGAGAUCGUGCUCAGUCAGAACAAGGAGGACUUCCUACGCCGCCAGCAGCAGGCGCAGUUAUCGCGACUGGCGUUCUCGCGCUCGCGCAUGCUGGAGGAGUUGGAGGAGGUUCGGCCUGAGUACAGUGGUAGUGGUAGCGGCAGUGGUAGUGGUAGCAGUACUCGCCAGCGUGUCACCAAUAUCGGUGGUAGGAAGAAGACAAAGAAAUCAUCAGGCUGGACGAACGCCGAUGGCGAGCGCCUGGCUGACUUUGGAGUCGACUCGGGCGAAGAGCUGGAUUACGAGGACGAUGACGAUGUGCCGCUUGCGCAGCUUAUUAGGAAGCGUAAGAGGCGUGUGUAUAAUGAUGAUUAUGAGGAGUGAGGAGUGAGGAGUGAAAAGGGUAUGUGAUGUGACGUUGGUCUGGUGUUGGUGUUGUACAUGAGGGUACUGUACAUGAGUGAAGGGUUGGUACUUACGUACCUACUGCUUAUACGUGCCUGUACUUGCCUAUACAUACGUAUAGUAUUACGCGACUGGUAAAAGGUUCUACAAGUUCAACUGCAUUAAGAAUGCUGUAAUCAGUGGUCGUGAAAUCGGGGUUAGGUAACGAAUGAGGAGGACUGCGACAAUGAACAAGGAACUAGUCUAACCUACAUAAUUAAAUGCCUACCCUAGUUUGGGUAGGUUGGUUGGUUGGUGGAUGAAUGAAUAGGUAGACAAAUCACUUAAUGAGACAAGAACCAUAACAAGAACAAGAAC
Molecule: messenger RNA, 1990 nt
Organism: Hypoxylon fragiforme
Lineage: Eukaryota; Fungi; Ascomycota; Sordariomycetes; Xylariales; Hypoxylaceae
Product: zf-DHHC-domain-containing protein
Exons: 1
Coding region: 173-1612 (479 amino acids)
Cellular component (GO): endoplasmic reticulum membrane
Molecular function (GO): protein-cysteine S-palmitoyltransferase activity
Source: RefSeq, a predicted model, not a curated record